UGCAUCCGGAUGAGCGUGGCUUGCCAGAGGUCGUGGAUGAGCCGGGCGAAGGAGCUCCUGGCGUACUGCCUGUUCCUGGGGCUGUCCUUGCCCCUCGUGCUGUUGGUCCUACUCUGACAUGAGCCGAGCCGUCGCUCGGCCUCGCCGCGAGGGGACGGGCAGUCGAAGUCGGCGGGAGCCCCGCUUCGCAGCUCGGCGUGUAGCCAGCGGCAGCAACCCGAGGGCCUGACGCCCCGGCGAAGGAGGAUGAGGAGCUCGGGCGGGCUAUGCGGAGGUGCCCUGCGGGCUGGCGGGCUGCUUCUCCGCGUGGGGGGGCCUGGCCGCGACCCCGGCCGCACUCAGCACCUGCGGCAGUGAUGCCGCCGCGCUCGCCGCCCCCUCACCCCGGCUGACGGGGAGGCGAGGCGGUGCCCGCGGUAGCGGCAGCCCCCGUUUGCCGCGCGAAAUCGAGUCGCUGCUGCUUCGGGGACUGCAGCGGCGGCUCCUCCGCCCUAAAGUGGCCCCGAUGUGUCAGCGGCCGCGCGUCGCGCCCCUGCCAGCGCCUCGGGGCCGCCGCGGGCCCUUUGACUCCGCGCCUGCCGGGCGGCGGCCGUAGCCGGGGGCUACGCUCGCGUUGCUGCAGUUCGGCGUUCUGCGAGGCGGAGUGUGUCCCCGCCGGCUCGCCGUGCAGGGAGGCGGGCCGGGGGCCGGCUGAGAUGGGAGAGAGCAUGUCCAAGAGGCUGAAGCUGCAGCUGGGCGGUGAGGCGGAGAUGGAGGAGCGGGCUUUCGCCAACCCCUACUCCGACUACCAGCCCCAGGGAGCCGCGGCAGCCCACGGCGCGGCGGAGGCCCAGCGGGAUCGGGCACUGCUGCCGCCGGAAGAGGACCCGCUUCCCUUCGACGCGGACGGGAAGGUCAGUGCUCAGUUCACAAAACGGAUCCAGACAAAAAUCAAGGACCUUCUGCAGCAAAUGGAGGAAGGGCUGAAGACAGCAGAUCCCCACGACUGCUCUGCCUAUACUGGCUGGACUGGCAUUGCCCUCUUGUAUCUCCAGCUGUACCGCGUCACAAAAAACCAAAGCCAUUUGCAGCGAUCUCUUGAUUACGUGAAGAGAAUCCUUCGCAAUCUGAAUGGCAGACGGGUUACUUUUCUCUGUGGUGAUGCUGGGCCACUGGCAGUGGGAGCAGUGGUUUAUCACAAGCUGAAAAAUGACAGUGAAUCUAAAGAAUGUGUUGCUAGGCUGUUGCAGCUCCAAAGGACAGUCAUAAGCAUGGAUGCUGAACUUCCAGAUGAGCUGCUUUAUGGCAGAGCUGGUUACCUGUAUGCCUUGCUGUACCUGAAUACAGAAAUUGGUCCAGACACAGUCCCACAGUCCAUUAUCAAAGAGGUAAUAGAUGCCAUUAUUGAGUCGGGGAAAAACUUCUCGAAGGAGGAACGUAAAACAGAGCGUUGUCCUCUGUUAUAUCAGUGGCACAGGAAGCAAUAUGUUGGAGCGGCCCAUGGUGUGGCUGGGAUCUAUUACAUGCUCAUGCAGCCAAUUGCAAGUGUGGAUCAGGAGACCUUGGCAGAGCUGGUGAAGCCAAGCAUUGACUAUGUGCGUCAUAAAAAAUUCAGAUCUGGGAAUUACCCAUCAUCACUGAGCAACGAGACUGACAGAUUGGUUCACUGGUGCCAUGGUGCCCCUGGAGUUAUUCACAUGCUCAUGCAAGCUUAUAAGACUUUUAAAGAGGAUAAGUACUUGAAAGAUGCUAUAGAAUGUAGUGAUGUCAUCUGGCAGAGAGGUUUACUGAGAAAAGGCUAUGGGAUCUGCCAUGGUACUGCUGGUAAUGGCUACUCCUUCUUAUCUCUCUAUAACCUGACUCAGGACAAAAAGUACCUCUACCGAGCUUGUAAGUUUGCUGAGUGGUGUUUGGAAUAUGGUGCACAUGGAUGUCGUAUUCCUGACCGCCCUUAUUCUCUUUUUGAAGGUAUGGCUGGAGCUAUUCACUUCCUUUCAGAUAUCUCAGUACCAGAGACUUCCCGGUUUCCAGCAUUUGAACUUGGACCUCAGAGGAGGGAAGACAAAGUGGAACAGGGCAGCUAAAGGGUUCUUUGGAAAGUAAACACAUGCCAAAAGAGAUGAGACUGUGUAGUGCCUCUGAUACAGAACCAACGUAACCCUAAGCUGAUGGAUGGAUAAACCCUGUUUCUCACUUCCCCUGCCCCGAGGGACGUGAAGUCCUUAGAGCAUGAAUUGAGAGAAGCCACAUUUAAGUUCUGUUAAAGUGACAUCUUCACAUGCAGAACAAGAGAAGUCAACUUUUGAACUUUCUCUCUUUCAUUGUAUUUGUCUUCUUCAGGUCUUUGACAUACUCUGCAUGUUUAUUGGUGUUGUCUGUUGAUUCGAGUCUUUUGUUAGCAAAGAGCUGUUCUCUGUGUGAAGCUCCAACCUGUACCUUCAUGCAUGACCUGUAACAACAGUGUUGCUUUCCCCAGUGUGGUUAGCCUGAAAGUUCCACGUUCUGCCAGAGAGUUCACUGUAAGACAGCACUCAGCUUCACUAGUGAGCUGACAAUUUCAAAAAGAGAUGGAAAACAUGUUUUAUGUUCAUUGCUUUCUACGUUUUUCUUCACAGUCCCUAGAAGCUGAGGUGAUGGAGAUCAGCCUUGCGUGAUGAAGUGGUAUGAGGCCAUCUCGGUUUUCAGGAAUGUAUCAGGUUGGACAUGACUUUUCUUUUGCUGCUGUUUUAGGAGCAUUUUUUUUUUUUUUUUUUUUUGGAAAGAGAGGCUGCCUGUGCCUGGUUCGUGUGCUAGGAGAUGCUCAUCCCCACCUCUGCAUGUUAGGAGCUUAACAAACUGCAGGCUGAGUCACCUGAGCUAACCUCCCUCUGCUGCCAGCAGGAGGGAAGAGACAGUAUAACUGUACUCUUUGUUUGGAGAAGUGGAACAUACUUUAAGUACACUUAAAACACAUUCAUGUUUUCCAGAUCAAUAAGUAUGUUUACUGUUUGAGAAGGGUAAGAGUAGCAUUCUCUCACUUCCUCAAGUUCUAUUGUCAUCCUCACCUUCCCUGCAGGCCUUGCUGUGUUCUGUCAUCUCGGGUGCUUAUUUUAAUUGGUACCUUAAUUCAGGGGAAAGUGUGACACAUGGCUGAGACUUUGACCUUUCAGGUGCACACUGGGAUAUCUGUGACCAGGGGCAUCUGCUGAGCCCUUGUGUUUGUGGUCAGGCUUGAAAUGCAUUUCUGUACCUGCAUAAAACAGGUAGCAGGUGACUUCCCUGACCAUCAGUGUCUGUUGCCAAAUCCACUGGGAUGCUAAUGUUUUGUGUAUUUGGUUCUGCCAGGCAAUAGCAGCAGUGCCAGUGCUGAGAGAGCUUUAUGUCUGCUGAUUUGUCAAGUAAGAUGUGGGAGCAGUGGGAAAGACUUUUACACCCCUCUGGCAAAGGAUAGAAGAUCUGCUGGGGGCACUGGGCCCAGAUGCAUAUGUGCAGCCAGGCAAGAGUGAAGAUUCUGAAAGGCAUCAGGAAGGAGGGUACUGCAUGGCAAACAGCUGUGGUAAAGUGACCCUGAUCACAGAGAUGGAAAGCAGUAAGAUCAGUGAGGAACAGAGAGCUGAUCACAGGAGGCAGUGCACAGAACGUACCAGCUCAAGUGAAAUGUUUUGCUGUAGCGUGCAUGGUGAGGCCUAGCUCUGUAUUUCUUCCAUCACUGUGUGGAUUACUGCCUGUAAUCCAGGGAGGAAACUAGCUCAGAGUGAAGUCUGACAGAAAGCCUAACGAAAGAAGACCUGGGGCAGUCUGACUGUUCAGCUGAGGGCGACAGGGAAGGGUUUUCAUUCGGUUGUUGGGAGCCUUCUUGGCUGCUGUGCUUGGGGUGGCACCUCUGGAAGAUGAUGUUGGCUGGCUGGAGCCCAGGGAGAACUGAAAUUACUGGCUGGUUUAAAAAAUGCAGGUGCGUGAUUGCCGCAGUCAGUAGAGUGAGCACAUCCACUAUGUGUUCCUUCUGCACUGCAGCUGGCCUGCUGUGGGCUGAGGCCCAGUGCCAGGUUCUCUGCAGAAUUAUUUUGGAAUUGAGCAAGACUGGAAAUGUCAUAUAUCACAGGAGGGCUGUGAGUACCUCUGCUUUGUCUUCCUCACAUGGCUCUCGCUGCAGCUCCCCCUUUCUGUUUGUUACACCUUGUGAUAUCCAGGCAGCCAUUACAAAAGGUAUUGUGGGAAGGCAUGGAAAAAACACAUUUUACCGAGACACCAUUUUCAGAAAUCUCAUAAAACUAAAAUGUGGAAAAUGUCUCAAUAUUCCCUGUUUUGCUUUGUCCAUGUGUAGUAGUCCAUCUGUUGCAGAAAGUGGUAGUGUAAAAACUGGAGAUGUUCUUUGGGCAGAAAAAGAGGAAAAAAUGCGGAUGUGGUGUUCUUUGGCUUUAUUAGUAAAGAUCAAGCUUUGUGGUGGUAA
Molecule: messenger RNA, 4408 nt
Organism: Numida meleagris (helmeted guineafowl)
Lineage: Eukaryota; Metazoa; Chordata; Aves; Galliformes; Numididae
Gene: LANCL2
Product: LanC like 2
Exons: 9
Coding region: 696-2063 (455 amino acids)
Biological process (GO): carbohydrate metabolic process; peptide modification
Cellular component (GO): plasma membrane
Source: RefSeq, a predicted model, not a curated record